GGGGGGAAAAGCAACGGGCUUUACGUCGCCAUGUCCAUGGAGCUUCUCCAUAUCUCUUGCAAUAUUGAAACCCUGGCCCUGGUUUCUCCCCGUUUUCCAUCCUUUUCAUCUGGUUUCAACUCAACGCUCUUCGGUUCUCGUCGUGUAACUUUGUCCCCUGCCCACCUCGGCCGUCGCGCUGCUGCCGUGUCCGUCUCUGCGCAGCUCGGAAACCCAAACACUAACCCUAGUCCGUCUGCAAGUAAUCAUGACGGUCGUAUCUCUCUCGCGCAGGGGUUCAUCGCCGAGUUCCUCCAGCACGAAGUGGGACUCUCCGCGGCCGAUUCGGAAUCCAUUUCCUCGAAUUCGCCGAAGUACGCGCGGAUGAUUGUCGAUAGCGUUAGGGAUUUGGAUGAGUGGAAUUCGUGGAAGGGUAAUGAAGACGCAGAGGGCUCAGAGGGCUUAGGGUUUAAGGAGAAGGUAAUUUGCAUGGUGAAGCAAAAGGGUGAUGAUGGGAAAGUUGCCUUCUUGGAGAGUCUUGGCCUGAGCUUGUCUUCUGCAAUGUAUUUGGCUCAUUACCUCUCUUCAGAGUCGCUUCCAGUUCUUCUUUGUAAGGUUAAGUACCUGAAGGAAAUAUUCUUUUCUGGCAGUGAUGAUGGAGGACUGGUUGGAAAAUAUGCGCGCCGAAUGAUGUUAUACCUGUCCAUUCGUAUAGAUGAAGAUGUUCAGCAGACACUAUCCUUCUUCGAAAAGAUUAAAGCAAGGCGAGGAGGUUUGGACAUGCUGGGUUCUGAGGAUGCUUCUUUUCGGUUUUUGAUAGAGUCGUUCCCUCGUCUUCUUUUGCUGUCACAAGAAAGUGACAUCAAACCAACAGUGGAAUUUCUUGUGAGCAUUGGAAUUUCUAGAGAUUGCUUGGGGAAGGUACUUCUCCUGUUCCCUCCUAUCAUGCUCGUCAAAACUAAGGAGAUUAAAAGAAAGAUAGCAGAAGAUCUUGGAAAGGUCAAUGUGGUCAAUCAAGAUUCUGGAAACAUAUUGCUAAAGUACCCAUGGAUUCUCUCAACGAGCAUCCAAGAAAACUACCAACAUAUCGUCUCGUUUCUUGAGGGUGAAAGGGUUCCAAAGGUGGAUAUAGACCACGCGAUUAGAAGAUGGCCUUUGUUGCUUGGUUGCUCAACAAGUAAUGUGAAAAUCAUGGUGAACGAGUUAGCAAAGUUAGAUGUCAGAAAUAAAAAACUGGGGAAGGUUAUUUCCAAGGUGCCUCAGCUUUUGCUAUGUAAGCCCCAAGAAUUUCUCAAGGUUGUUUCCUUUGUAGGGGAUCUUGGGUUUCAAAAGGAAACUGUGACACAGAUACUUUGUCGAUGUCCAGAAAUAUUUGGAUGUAGCAUCGAGAAAACCUUGCAGAGAAAGCUCGUAUUUCUCACUCGCUUCGGUGUCUCAAAAUCCCAGUUCCCUCGGAUUAUUAGGAAAUACCCGGAAUUCCUUAUCUAUGACACAGACAGAACCGUACUUCCUCGGCUAAAGUAUCUGAUGGAGAAAGGGCUAUCAGAGAAGGAGAUUGCCUUCAUGGUUCGCAAGUUUUCGCCGAUUUUAGGGUAUAGCAUUGACAAGGUUCUGAAACCAAAGUUAGAAUUCCUCGUGAACAGCAUGAAUAAGCCGGUCUCUGAGGUCGUAGAUUACCCGAGGUAUUUCAGCUACUCACUGGAGAAAAGGAUAAAACCGAGGUUUUGGGUGCUCAAAGGGAAGAAUAUAGAAAGCACAUUGCAAGAAAUGUUGGGCAAAAACGAUGAAGAGUUUGCUACUGAUUUCAUGGGCUUAGGAACUUUGUCACACCAGUCAUCCAAUGAACAUGCAAGUUUAUGAUCUUUUCAUGUAAUCAUGGUGGCUUCCUGAUGAAAAUUUAGGCAUACUGUUCUUUUCUACGUCUGGAGGUAGGUGCUAAAGGCUUGUUCUUAUGCCUGCUGCUUUUUUGUAUGUACAUGUAUAGAAAACAAAUUUUCCUGUCGAUGUUCUUUAUUAUAGGCUACAGAUUUUCUUCUUGUUUUUUGGAUAAA
Molecule: messenger RNA, 2030 nt
Organism: Tarenaya hassleriana
Lineage: Eukaryota; Viridiplantae; Streptophyta; Magnoliopsida; Brassicales; Cleomaceae
Product: transcription termination factor MTERF4, chloroplastic
Exons: 7
Coding region: 31-1839 (602 amino acids)
Biological process (GO): regulation of DNA-templated transcription
Molecular function (GO): double-stranded DNA binding
Source: RefSeq, a predicted model, not a curated record